Alosa alosa (allis shad) is the source of this 2040-nucleotide messenger RNA. RefSeq names its product DNA damage-inducible transcript 4-like protein. Gene Ontology annotation, cellular component: cytoplasm. Gene Ontology annotation, biological process: negative regulation of signal transduction. Bases 190 to 804 code for a protein of 204 amino acids. The transcript is spliced from 3 exons. The record is from RefSeq and is a predicted model, not a curated record. NCBI's taxonomy places the organism in Eukaryota, Metazoa, Chordata, Actinopteri, Clupeiformes, Clupeidae.
GCUCUGGAAGGCUAUAAAGACCAGAAAAAGCAGCGCAUGUUGUUUCAGACCUGUGUGAGAGUGGUUGACUGUGAGUGUGAUUGGGGAGGUUAUGUGUGUGGGGAAACUAUUUAUCUGAAAUCAAAUUAAGUUAUUUUACUCUAACAGAAUUUAUAAAGCACUUUAUAUUUAAACUAACGACUGAUAACCAUGGUUGCAACAAGCACACUGAAAAACAAGAACUCUGAGUGCAUAUCCGAAGCAUUCGACCGCCGGUACGACCAGAGCUACAUCGAAGAUGAGCUGGAAUUCUGGGAGCGCUGCCUGUCUGAGCCCCCAGUGGGAGUGGGCCUGAGCGUUGGUGACGCGGAGUCCCUUCGCCAGGAGGCGGGCACAUGCCAACAGCUGGCCAAGCUGCUGGAGGGCUGCCUGUCGCGCGCCAAGAAGAGCACGCUGCACUGCGCCGAGGUACUGGUCCCAGAGACGCUGACGCGGCGCAUCUCGCGCGACGUGCUGCGCCUGGCGGCAGCCGAGCCCUGCGGCCUGCGUGGCUGCGUGCUGCACGUGCUCAUGGAGGCCGAGCGUGGCGGCUGCAAGCGGCUGGAGCGCAUCGUGUGCGACGCCAGCGUGGUGCCCACCUUCGAGCUGACGCUGGUGUUCAAGCAGGACGCCAGCGCCUGGCCCAGUCUCAGGGACCUCUUCCACAUCGGCGCCUGCUUCGCCCCGGGCUUCCGCCACGCACUCAAGCUCAGCCCUGGAUUCCGCCUCAUCAAGAAGAAGCUCUACUCCUCCUCUCCGGCCGGUACCGUGGUGGAGGAGUACUGAGCGCGCUCGGACUGGGUCCGAUGGGACACCUGGGGUUGGGUGGAGGGGGCUGGUGGGGUUAACUGGACCGGCGAGGUUGAGAUUUCCUGUAGAGGGUUCGAGGGUACAAUGCACUUCUACACUUCAAUACCUGAAUGUAAGUCACUCUUACUAGGAGUGAUGUUCUUUUUCUAGGCUUUUUAUAUUUAUAAAUAUAUUUUUGUUUUCUUAGAUGUGCAACUGUGAGUGUUGGAAGGUGGGUGUAUGUGCAAAGUGUGUGUGUGGCGGAGUUGUGCCAUAUUAUAAUGCUAGUUCUUAAAUACAUUCACAAAGCAUUUGGAAAUGGCUGUGUGUUUAGCGUAAACGUUUAAGAUCUGUAGCGAAAGAAGUGAUGACUCCAUUUUGUACAAAAAAUUAAACCAGACUGCUCAGCGCCAACAAGGAUUUUAACACCAUUUCAAUUUUGAGACUAAUUACUCUUUGAUUACAUGCAAGGAUUUGAUUGAUUAAAAUGUCCUAUCUAAAGUUUUUAGACAUUUGUAUACUUCAAUUAAGAAAUUUGUAGUUCAAAUUGGCAAUAAAUAUAAAAAGUCAGGAUGUAUUUUUUAAUCACUCUGCAUUGGCUGUUGCAUAGCUGGUGCACAAUAAGAUGUGUUUAUGAAGAUGACUCCAACUCUAUACAUUCAUCAUUACAGAUUGACUUGGGCUGAGGCCCCCCUGUGUAUUUGACUGUAAUGCAAGUAGAAUGUAGCGCACCAUAUGGGGGUGUUGAGGGACGAGGAACGGCUCAUAUAAUGGGGUCCACGUAGGUAGGCUUGAAUGUAAGUUUGGUGAAUCGCCAUUAAUUGUUUGUCUGUCAGUCUUGUCCAAUCACAUCGGCCAAUAGCCUUGUUCUACAGGAGAGGAGAGGGCUGUGAUUGGACGCUGCACUGCGUAAGAUCAACAUGCUGCUCUGUGGCUGAGAAUCUACCGUGUGCCUCAUGUUCAAGAGGGGUUUUGUUCUUUUUGGGGUUUUUUUGGUACAUUUUCCACAUGUUGAUUGGGGGAUUGCCACACUGUUUUAUGUAGUUUUCUACAAGUUUAUUUUUUUCUUUUUUUUUAAAAAAGACACCUUUUAUUGCCUUUCGGUGGUUAUCAGUUGCAGUGUUGCAGUAACUGGGGUUUUUUUUUUUUUUUUUAAUUUUUUUUUUUAAGAAAUUCCUGUUAAAGGAAGUCAAUCCUUGUCUAUUUGACAAUAAAAUGUAUUUUCACCCGUGA